AACUGAAUCGUUUGGUGCACCACUACAGCGGUUACUCCUAGAUAAAUUACGAGAAUUUCCCAGCCAAAAGCAUCAAACCUGAGCUAAGAUUACUUGUGAACCAAUUUAAUUUUCAUCUAUAUAGUGCUAUGGAUAUAAACUGUAUAUCGACUGACCUUAUCUUUUAUUUGCGGUACAAACAAGAUAAGUUUAAAAACGUCAACAUUGUCUCUGGUUAACCACAUGUACACCUUGGAUAAAAAGGUGCGAAUGCUUUCAAAGAGAAGAACAUCGCACGAAUGAUGGCAUCGCAAAAAGAACUAGACACUAUAGCCGUGGAAAAUUUCCGACGCUAUUUGCGAAUACCGUCCGUCCAUCCUAACGUCGACUAUGAACCCUGCGUUAAUUUCCUAAAGGAACAAGCGAAGGACAUCGGUUUGGCGAUUUCCGUUUUUCGAGAUGUGCCCAAGAAUCCAAUGGUUGUCCUAACAUGGACUGGUAAGGAGAAGAGUCUGCCCGCCAUUAUGCUCAAUAGUCAUAUGGAUGUCGUGCCAGUCAUCGAGAGUAUGUGGACGCAUAAGCCGUUCGAUGCCGAAAUCGACGAAAAUGGGAACAUCUACGCCCGUGGAUCUCAAGAUACGAAAUGUACUGGAAUACAAUAUUUGGAAGCAAUCAGGAGAAUGAAACUGAGCGGCGUGGAGCUGCGACGGACUGUUUACGUUACUUUCAUGCCAGAUGAGGAGUGUGGAGGGGGAGAUGGAGCCCAGCAGUAUGUCAAAACGGAGAACUUCAAAAAACUAAAUAUUGGUUUUGCAUUGGACGAAGGGGCCGGUGGCACAAAUAACACGCUGAUUGUUUUCUAUGGCGAAAAAAGAGGAUGGAUGUUUCGCAUUCAUUGCCCCGGGCAGGCUGGUCACGGAUCACUUUUACUCGACAAUACAGCGGGUGAGAAAGUAAGAUUUAUUUUGGAUAAAAUUUACGAUUUUCGGGCUACACAAAAAGUGAAAGAAAACGAAGACAAGCGCACUGUUCGUGUGACAUCGAUCAACCUAACAAUGAUUCAGGGAGGAGUGCAAAAUAAUGUCAUUCCUGACGAAUUUUCCCUGGUUUUUGAUUCGAGAGUACCUAUAGACGAUUUUGAGGAGUUUGAGAGGAAGCUAAAUCAGUGGUGCAAGGAUGCAGGAAAGGAUGUAUGGAUCGAAAAUGUGCGCCAAGACGCAGCGCAGCCUAUCCGCUGACAGCAAUCGACGGCUCCAACAAAUUUUGGGUUGCUUUCAAGGAGGCUGCGCGGUUAAACGGUUUUGACGUUGAUCCUCAGGUAAUACCGGCGAAUACAGACGGAAGAUAUUUUCGAGGAGUUGGCAUUCCGACGCUCGGAUUUUCGCCCAAUCAAGAUACCCCGAUAAAAGCUCACGAUCACGAUGAAUUUUUGAACGUAAACGUCUUUUUAAAAAGUAUUGAGUUAUACACUCAUAUCAUUCCUGCGCUUUGUAAUGCAUGAAGAAAUAAAUAACAAUAAUCAAAUAGUAUACGAAUUGUAAACCUUAGAAACAUUACAGGAUUCGAAGAUUUAAA
Molecule: messenger RNA, 1554 nt
Organism: Photinus pyralis (common eastern firefly)
Lineage: Eukaryota; Metazoa; Arthropoda; Insecta; Coleoptera; Lampyridae
Product: aminoacylase-1-like
Exons: 7
Coding region: 279-1217 (312 amino acids)
Biological process (GO): amino acid metabolic process
Cellular component (GO): cytoplasm
Molecular function (GO): aminoacylase activity
Source: RefSeq, a predicted model, not a curated record